Messenger RNA from Caenorhabditis briggsae, 921 nucleotides. RefSeq names its product Protein CBR-SGO-1 (gene Cbr-sgo-1). Gene Ontology annotation, cellular component: nucleus; chromosome, centromeric region. Gene Ontology annotation, biological process: meiotic chromosome segregation. Bases 1 to 921 code for a protein of 306 amino acids. Lineage: Eukaryota; Metazoa; Nematoda; Chromadorea; Rhabditida; Rhabditidae. The transcript is spliced from 7 exons. The record is from RefSeq and is a predicted model, not a curated record.
AUGAACGCGAAAGCAGCUCAAUCCCUGUUUGGAGCCAUCGCGUCAAGCAAGAAGGCGCCAACCAGAGAAGAACCUGCUGUUAACUUCAAGAGCACCAACGAGUCUCUCAUCAAGAAAAAUCUUCAAUUAAAACAACAGCUAUCACAAUGCACCAAAGCUUUGGAGAAGCUCAGAAACGAGAACAUUGCUUUGAGAGAACAGAAUCAAGAACUGAUAGAUGCGACUCUGGACGAAAAAAUGGAAAGAAUAGUCGAGCAACGUGUCAAAAGUCGGCUUGCCCAUGCAGCAGUCCUACACAAGAAACUUGUACAGAACAUUCAACAAACCGGACUCGAAUUGGGUGGAAUAUUCAAAGAUAUGGAACCGGAGCCAAGUGGAAUGGUCACUCGACGAGCACCCAAAAUGGAAUGCAAUUUAGAAAAAUUGGAUGAAUCUCCGGUACGUAAUUUCCCUCGGAGCGACUACGAAGAGGAAAAUAAGUCUCCAAUGGAUAUUCAAAACGGACCAUCUUCAUCCUCAUCGAUGACUCAAAACCUAGAAAAUGGAACUCCGCGCAUGGCACAGAGAGCUUCUAAAGGACGACGAAGUGAACUGUUCCAUAGUUUACAUGAGAACGUCCCAGAAGAAGCAGCUCCAGCUGUUGGAUAUAAGCGAGCACCACUACUGAUUGCACCUUCAGAAACACCUGGAGGACCACCUAAAAAAGCACCACCGCGAAAAGCGCCGACACCUAGAUUCAAGAAACCUUCAACACCCGCUCCUGCUCCGAUCUCCGAUGAUGCUGAAAUGCCAUCCACCGUUCGUCGUCAACGGUCUGCCAAGAUGAACAUCAAGUCAAUGAAAGAGCCAAGUGUCAAUUCCAAGCUGCGACGACCUGGAAAACAUGACGAACCAAUGCCAUUCAUUGACACCUUUUUCUAA